Molecule: messenger RNA, 777 nt
Organism: Cyphellophora attinorum
Lineage: Eukaryota; Fungi; Ascomycota; Eurotiomycetes; Chaetothyriales; Cyphellophoraceae
Exons: 2
Coding region: 1-777 (258 amino acids)
Molecular function (GO): acyltransferase activity, transferring groups other than amino-acyl groups
Source: RefSeq, a predicted model, not a curated record
AUGGCUGAAGUACGCAUUGUUCAAAUCACUGAUCCCGCAGAUGUACCAAUAUGUGCUCAACUAUGCCGAGAAGCUGUAGCAGAUGACCCAUUCAUCCGGUUCAUGGACCUCUACAACCAAGAAAUGGAUUUCAUCGACGAGACCAAGAAGCGUCUGAACAACGCCCUUGAUCCAGCCAACACGGACGAGAUCGCCUUCAAGGCUGUUCUGGACGUGCCUGAGGAAAAUGGCACGACUCAUGAAGAAAUCGUCGGCGUUGCUCACUGGUACCAUGGUAACGUGACGAUACCCAAGUACGACACGUUCAUGAAAGAGGUCCAAGAGGAGCCCAAUGAGAUCAUGCCCGACGAAAUUGCAGCUGGUUCAGGAGGUAGCACUCCUAGUUCUACGACUGUUGUGUCGCCAGAGCCAGCGGUGGUGGUCAAGAACGCCGAGGAAGCAAUCACUCAUGUCUAUCGACAGCAUGGAAAUGCGUACAUUAGUACGGUCCGGGGGAAGCGGCAUGUCUAUUGCCGCCGAAUGAUGGUCAGCCCGAAGCACCAGCGCAAGGGAAUCGGCCGUAAGUUGAUCGAAUGGGGCGUCAACAAAGCCGAUGAAGAGAACAUUGUUGGGUAUUUGAACGCUCGGCCUGCUGCUAUGAAGCUGUACCAGGCCGCUGGGUUUGAGCCUGUGGCUCCAUUGAACUGCGUCAUUCCGGAGGGAGACGAGCAAUUCAUCGUACCGACGGGAUAUGCGAUGUUGCGGAAACCGCGGCCGUUGGCGGAUCAGGUGAAGUAA